UUGAAAAAACAAAACAAAAAAACGCAGGCACAUUAUCACACCAGUUGGAGUUUUCCCAUGCUCAGUCCAAGAGAGUCUAUAACCGGCUGUGUUCUACAUUAUGCUGAUUAUAUUGCCUUUAUUCCGGCUUUAUUUAUAUUGCUGUACCUUUCAUGUCGUAGUUACAGACUGUUUAUGUAUUGAUAAGGCUUUACUACCAUGGUGAGUCAAACUGUGGUUAUGAACAGGACCAAAACCUUUCAGAGAGCUGUGUGUGUCCUGAACAGCCUGCAGAAUAAUGGACCUCAGAAGAAACCAGGCCUGCAGCUCCAGGCCAUGCAGGGAUUCCUCCAUCGCACUGGCAUCACUGUGGGUGAACUGGACAAACUCAACAUCAUCCAUGUCACCGGGACCAAAGGAAAGGGAUCAACGUGUGCUUUUACUGAAAGAAUAAUCAGGAAUUAUGGAUUUCGCACCGGAUUUUACAGCUCUCCACACUUGGUUCAUGUCAGAGAGAGAAUACGCAUUAAUGGAGGGCCAAUCAGCAAGCAUCUUUUUACCAAGUACUUUUGGGAGGCUUAUGAGCGACUCGAUGACACAAAGGAUGCUCAUGGAGGCACCAUGCCCUUCUAUUUCCAGUUCCUGACGCUACUGGCCUUUCACGUCUUCCUGCAGGAGAGGGUGGAUUUAGCAGUGAUUGAAGUGGGGAUUGGAGGGCAGUAUGACUGCACAAAUAUAAUUAGGAAGCCAUGGGUGUGUGGGAUCACAUCUCUUGGUUUUGAUCACUGUAGUCUGCUUGGAGAAACAAUGGAAAAGAUUGCUUGGCAGAAGGCUGGGAUAUUUAAGCCAGGUGUACCAGCUUUCACUGUUCGACAACAGCUCAGUCCCCUGACAAUCCUGCAGCGCAGAGCUGAAGACAUCGGGUGUCCUCUGUACGUCUCUCCUGAGCUGGAUCAGUAUGAAGCUGCGGUCGGGCCCAUGAGCCUGGGACUGUCGGGGAAACACCAGCGCUCAAAUGCAUCCCUUGCCCUGCAGCUCAGUUACAGCUGGCUGCAGCGCCACAAAGCCGAGGAAAAAAGAGGUGGUCUCAGCUUAGUUCCUGCAGGCUGCAGACUAAGCUCUCAAGCUGCCGUGUUCCAGCCCAGCACAGCCAUGCUAAAAGGUCUACAGCAAACAGAGUGGUUGGGACGAAACCAGACGCUGAAGUGUGGCUCUGUCACAUAUUACCUGGAUGGAGCACAUACCACAGCCAGUAUGCAGGCCUGUGUCUACUGGUUCAGACAGGAGAUGAUGCAGAGGGACCAGACUCAGAGUCGUGCACUUAAAAUCCUGCUCUUUAAUACAACAGGAGAGAGGGACUCUGCUGCUUUACUCAAAGUGUUGCUGACCUGCCAGUUUGAUUACGCACUCUUCUGUCCCAACGUCUCUGAAACACCUGCUGACAACACAGAAUGGAGGGAGCAGAUGGAACUUUAGCAAUAAAGAAAGAUAAGUAAAUAAUUUGCAAGAUAUAUAGCUUUGUAAAAUUGUCAUCAAUUUCUCAUGAGCUCUUGAUUCAGAAAAAAUUUGGCACAUUGAGGGGACUGAUAUCUAUGAGUGGGUGCACAUUUAAUGCUGACUGAAUUCAAGGAGACGACUGAGCCUCAAGUCAAUGAUAAAUUCUGCAUAUUCUACUAGACCAUUAACCACAUUUGGUCUAUCAACCGAAUAACCUUCUAAAUACUUAAUAGUAAGUAAGGAAGUUGUUGUACAUGAAUUACAGUCUUCAUAUGCUUUGCUCAGUAUGGGUUUAUAUGGUAGUAAUUACACAUUCUUUCUGAAAAGCACUUCAUAAACCUGGUCUGUCUUCUAUGUACGAUAAUUACAAGUGUAAAUAAUGCCCAAAUAACUGGAGUCACACAACUACUGCAUUGAACAUAGGCUAUUCUGCGGUGCUUGUCAGGAUUGGUGGAAUUAGAUGGACCCAGGAAUAGAGGUAGUUAACAAAAAGAGUAUUUAAUAUAAAAAGAGCCUUUAACUAGACAAACACAAAAGAAACAUUAAAGGAGUUGACAAACUGGAAAGACAAGAACAGGAGGACCAAAACACAAGGAAGCUUACACGAGGCUCAGGAGAUCAGGACAGGGCAGGAACACAGGAAAGAACAGCACCAAGAAACACAGCAGGAAAAACAGACAAUCCGACAGAGGACAAAGGGAAGGACAGAGGCUUAAAUACACACAGGGAAGGCAGGGGCAAUUGAACACAGACGUAACACAUGAGGACUGGGCUGACAAUAAGAGACAGGAAGUCAAUCAAUCAAAUGAAGUGAAGACAGAAACACCCACAACAGAGAUUUACUAAAACAGAAAACGCUUUUACAAUUAAGCUUAAACAUAGACUAAAGUGCCAGAUCGUUACAGUGAUGGGUCAUGUCUUGAAAAGACUGGAGUUCUACCGAAAUGCAUAGCUUCUAUUCCCAUUUAAUGGCAUAUAAAUAUCUUCUUCAUUAAUGCAGCACUUCAGGGAUGUUUAAAGAUUUUAAAUACAAGCAAGGCAAUUUAAAGCGCUUUAAAGCGAUCCACAUCUCUUUUUAAUUGGUUUAUGUUAAUAUAAAGUGUGAUUCUUACGUAUCUGGUUUGUCUAUGGAUCACCUCUCCAUAAUUCUCUUUUCUUCAGUAAGUUUUUUUUCACUAACAUUGGGUUGGGGGUGAGGGAUAGGGGUGGGGCAUUGAUUUAAAACUUUCGACAAUAUAUCUACAUAUGUCCUUGACAUGCUAAAACAGGUCUUAGGAAAGUCAAUAAUACAUUACUGACAGUGGAUGGCAAAUACAGUAUGGUGGAUAUUGUUAAAAUGAGUCAGCAGGGUUUAUUAUAGUUCCUUGUUAGUGGGAUUUACUUUUGUUUUUACAUGUACUCCUGCUUCUGUCAUGCUGCUGCUCUCUGCAGCUCAUCACAGCAUCAGUAUGUGUGUGCAGCGCCCGCUGGCUCAUUGCAGAGAAAUCCAGAGCAGCUGGCAGAGCCUGAACGCAGCAGAAACCAUCCAUCAUCACCAGCGCCACCUUGUGACCAACCCUGUGAGUCACAGCCUGG
Pleuronectes platessa (European plaice) is the source of this 3051-nucleotide messenger RNA. Its product is annotated as folylpolyglutamate synthase, mitochondrial. Gene Ontology annotation, cellular component: cytosol; mitochondrion; cytoplasm. Gene Ontology annotation, biological process: tetrahydrofolylpolyglutamate biosynthetic process. The transcript is spliced from 15 exons. Bases 199 to 1455 code for a protein of 418 amino acids. The record is from RefSeq and is a predicted model, not a curated record. Gene Ontology annotation, molecular function: tetrahydrofolylpolyglutamate synthase activity; ATP binding. Lineage: Eukaryota; Metazoa; Chordata; Actinopteri; Pleuronectiformes; Pleuronectidae.